Messenger RNA from Moneuplotes crassus, 2035 nucleotides. Lineage: Eukaryota; Ciliophora; Spirotrichea; Euplotida; Euplotidae. The record is from the annotation of a GenBank genome assembly.
AAGAUAAUGCCUAAAACUCCUCUGUUUGCUUCAGAUUCCGAGAAGAAGAAAAAGAAGAGAGGCCGAAAAUCCUCCCAUUCAGGUUCAAGGACUCCUUCUAUGACGAAAAUGAGGUCAGAUCCUUCAAGGAAUAAUAUUACCAAAUAUUCAGAUAAGCCCAAAGGUUCAGAGAAAAGUAAAAACGUAUCUUGGGAUGAAACUCCAUCUCUUUGAGAAAACUUAAUUCUCCCAAAGAAUCCAACAAAAGAAAUUAAGCAGAUUUAUGAUUAUCAUCAGAAGAAGAAAGCAGAUAGACUUGCUAAGAUGGAUAAUGUUGCAAAAAAUUUAGAGACAGAUCAGACUGCUGAGGAGACUGCUGAAGAGACUUUUAAUCAGCCUCAACCUCUUCCUUAUGAUGAUGAUGACUAUACUUUUACUGACAUCGAAGGGUUACCUCGUAGGAGUCCACUUCAGCUUCCACCUGAUCUUCCUCCUCCACCACCUCCUGUACGGAGGCCUGAGCCUAUUGUACCACAAUCUAUUCAAGAGGGUAGUCCUGAGGUUCAGAUAAUUUCAGUGAGCCAGAAUCAGAGCCAGGCCCAAGAUCCCUCUAAAGUAAGGACUCCAUCCAUAUCUCCGGACACCGUAAUGAGGGAGGAGCAUGACAAUGAAGAUGAUAAGAAUAAUGGGCCUAAGAAAGAGCUUUACGCCAUGCUUCGCCUUUCAGUAAAUCCCAAAGAGUGUAAAGUUCUAAACAUGCUAGGAGAAUUUGAAGAAUUUUUAGAAGGCCACAACUUUGCUGAUACUCGGACCACUCAUGGGUGGAAUAACCAGAAGAAGCCUGAUAAUACAUCUGAUUGUGACGAGGAUGGCCCGAAUAACCUUCCUGGUCGUAUCUCUGAGAAACAUCCUCUAGGUGUGGACCAAGAGCUACCAAGUAUGAAGAAUAACACGUUUGGCAAGAAGCUGAAGGAUUUAUACGAAAGAAUAGAGCGAGACGGAAGACUCGCUUGAGAAGAAGAUAUUAGUAGAAACCAGAGAGAUACCAAUAUGGACAAAGACAAAGAAGACUUCUAUGCCGCUGAUGAUACGUUUAUUGAUGACGAGGAGAUUAAAGUUGAACAGGAUGAAGAACUCAGUGACAUAGAGGACGAUUCUCAAUUCUACAAGUCCUUUAAAUUUGUGCACUCAUCUAAUAUCGCCUCCCUUACAAAGAAAAAGAGAACGAAAAAGAUUGAUGGAAAGAUCAGAGACAGAGAAAUCAACGAUAGACUUUCCAAGCUAGAAGAAUAUUAUAGAUUGAAAGCAAAUGACUCUGAGGCCCUAGAAAACUCCGAACAGAAGAUAUUCCCUGAUAUCAUUUUCGAAAUGGUAGACAAGAUGCUUGUGAGCAAGAACCCUAAGCACAAAGCUUGGAAUGAUAAUUUUUCCAACAUCUUAAGUUACCUCUCACAGAUAUUUGGAGAAAAGGAUCAUUUCAAAGUCUUAGAGUUUCUUAACUUAUUCCGUGAUAAAAUCAAGCUGAAAAGCAAGCUGAAAACACUUUUUGAUACCUUCAGAAAAGAAGUCAGGCUGACUAUAUCCAAAAUUGACUUGGGCCGCUGCUUUUCCCCUGAACAAGCCUUUGAAAAAAUUUUCGGGAAUAAAAAUCUUACUAAGAUAGUCAAGAAAAUUGGAGAGAAGAUUAAGGACAACUUUUAACUUGAUGCACAAGAUCAAUAAGUAUAAAUUUGGGAGCCAAUGGAGAAGCUUUAUGGCCAUCGACACCUCAUUUGUGGACAAGAACUUAACCUGUGUGCAGUCUGCAAAGAUGAAGAGUUUAGACAAGGACCUUUGCUCAAUGCUGCUCAAGAGAUCCAAUGAGAUUUAUGAUUUAUUUGCAGUUGAUGGUUGCUAUCCUUACACUACUAGAUAUCUUGCAGGCAGUUAUGGUAUUAAGGGUGAGAUACUUACUUGUAUCAGAGAAUACAUAGAAGAGCCCAUGGGCUUUAUGCUAUAUUCAGUAAAAUAUAAGAGACAGCAUUAUAAGUAGGCCCUAUUAAACAUUCAACAUUAC